AUGUUGCAGAGUAUACGAGCGCCUACGCUGGCAAUGCCCUCCUUCGGGCACGACUUGCCUAUCGGCGGAGCCCAAAAGAUGGAAGGAUACGGCGAUACUGAUGCUUGGCAAUGGCCACAAUCUGCGACGCAACCAAGCUCAUAUACGCCGAUUUUCGACCACUCUGUGUACGCCCACAUCAACUCCCAACAACCGAAUCCGGUAGCCGCUCCUCGUCACCACUCCAUCGCCACCUCCCACGUUGUCGCCACGGGAAGAGCGCCGCCGCCCCAGAGGCAUCAACUGACAGGAGCCAUUGUCAAGGCUCAGCCUGCUUUCAAGCCUACUUGGCACGGUUUCCUCGACACGACCAAAGAUGCUAUGACCAUUGUGGAGGCUGCGCUACAGGGGCGCCUUGGGCACAUUAGUCGACGGCCUCACGACAAGGAACGCGCCGAGAUGCUCACUUCGGGUACUGUUUUGGUCUACGAGGAAAACGCAUCAGGCAUCAGACGCUGGACUGACGCCGUUCACUGGUCUCCGAGCAGAGUUAUGAACAACUGCCUCAUCUACCGUCAGCUAACCCGAGCCCUGAAGCCAGAAGAGAAGCGUUCUGCUCUCAACCCGUCGUGUAACGGCAAGCGGAAACGCAAGGGAAGUGCGGGUCCCACCAUCACCAAAGCUGGCGAAAACAUUGCCAACUCAGACGAUGAGUACGACAAUCCGGCCUUCCAAGGUGCUGUUCCAGGAGAUGUCACGCCAGUAGAGCCCUCGGAGAAAGUGUACGCGAAUUUUGCUCAGGGCCUGACACCCGAUCAGCAGCGACGCUUCUGCGGCUCUCUGAUCGACAGCUACGAGUUCAAGGAAGGUGGUCUGAUGAAGAAGACCAUUUCGGUGAAGUACCAGGGAACGAACCACCACAUCAUCUCAUACUAUACGCUCGAAGAUGUUGUGCACGGCAAGCUGAAGCGCCCGUGUGAGGACCCAGAUCUGCGUGAUAUCCAGCCGCGACCGGAACUACUUACUGGCUGGAAGGUCAGCCUGGAAGACGAGGAGAGCAAGGAACAGCCGCAAUUCCCGACCCACAUGCCCGUUGCCCACCCUCAAACCGGACUUCCGCCACAGAUUUACGUUCAGAUUCCCGGAAGCUGGCAUGGGAGUCAAGUCUCCCAGUACUCAUCACCGCAGAGCGCCCAUCCUUAUCCCACGCCUCAGGUCAAUCCUGCUCAGUACGUCGCUCAGCCGAGCCAGUCGCAAUAUCCGGUGCAGCAGCAUUCUUCUCCGCAGCAGUACUCGCCUCAGGUCCCCCACGCGGCUCAGCCAUACCCCCAGACUUCGUCACCGCACCACCUGCCCGCACAGCAAGGAUCUGCUCAACGCUACCCUUCUCCGGCAUCUUUGGCGCAUCAGUACUCGCCACACGCGCAGCAACCUGUUCAGUAUCCUCGGGCGCAACAAAUUCCAGUUCAUCAACAAUACGGGCCACCGGCAGCCGCGCACUACCCUACGGCACCCCAAGAGGUGGCUCAACAGGCUACUCAAUACUCUAUGCCCCAGGCGCCAGGAGUCGAUUACAGUGGCCAAGCUUCACUCCAGCAACACGGCGUGUAUCGACGUACAUCGGCUCCGAUGGUCAUGCAGCAGCAACCGUAUGGCCAUCCCGGCUACCCUUCUGCACCUCAGACGCAGCCCUCAUCAUACUACGUCACCGAUGCCAAGUACACUGCCAAUCAGACCUUUGAGUACUGA
Messenger RNA from Paraphaeosphaeria sporulosa, 1728 nucleotides. RefSeq lists its product as uncharacterized. The coding region runs from base 1 to 1728 and encodes 575 amino acids. The record is from RefSeq and is a predicted model, not a curated record. Lineage: Eukaryota; Fungi; Ascomycota; Dothideomycetes; Pleosporales; Didymosphaeriaceae. Gene Ontology annotation, molecular function: DNA binding. The transcript has a single exon.